Heterobasidion irregulare TC 32-1 is the source of this 300-nucleotide messenger RNA. RefSeq lists its product as uncharacterized. The annotation marks the transcript as partial. The transcript is spliced from 4 exons. NCBI's taxonomy places the organism in Eukaryota, Fungi, Basidiomycota, Agaricomycetes, Russulales, Bondarzewiaceae. The record is from RefSeq and is a predicted model, not a curated record.
AUCGUUGUAAGCCCGCCUAUCACGAGCCCAACUGCAUCCACCGUUUGGAACGUCGGUGAUAAGGUCUUGGUGACAUGGGACACGUCCGACAUCCCUGAGCCAAAGAACUUCACUGGUCAAUUGCUACUUGGCUUCCAGGAGAAUGAUAGUGAGAACCUGAUGCUAGACUCCCCCCUCGCUUCAGGGUUCCAGCUCAUUGACGGCCAGGUUCAGAUCACGGUUCCAGAUGUUCCACCGAAGUCGGACUACAUCGUUGUUUUGUUCGGUGAUUCUGGUAAUGCAAGCCCCGAGUUCACGAUA